AAGGCCUUAAACUAUGGCUUCUUUGUCCUGCCCCAAAUGUAUCUACCCAAUUCUACCAGUUCUUUUGGUUUAGUAACAGUACAUCGACUUUAUUAGACACGCUCGCCCUCUCUUGUGCAUUUUCUCUGUGAGCAUCGGGUUUUAUACUUUCUGUAUUUGUAAUGCCUAGAACCCGCUAAAAAAUUCGACGUAUCGUCAAUUGCCUGUUGUCUGUUACACGUCUCCUCGUGGUCUGUAGCCUUGGAAAAAAAUUGACGUCGACCUGGUCGUCGUUCUGUUGGCGGCUGGCAGUGAGGUGGACCUCGUCGACAGAAUGUUCGGCGAGGGCGGCGACACGCUGGUACCCCUCAAGCACAUCACGCCUAUCCUCGUCAUCUACACCACCGUGCUGAGACCGGGGGACGACCCCUACGGCAGGGCAGAUGUGGAAACAAUCGUCUCGGCGCUCAGGGGCAUAGGGUGGCUGCACACGGCCAUCGCGGUGCAAAAGCAUGACGGCUCUCGUCUCAAGACGGUGCCGGUGUAUCUGUCGCGGCCGGGGUUCUUGCCCGGGUAUCGCUGCGGCUUUGGCCCGUCCACGACGACGUUGGAGUUGUUGUGGUCGGCGGGGGAUAGCCUCACUGCGGAUUCCGUCCGUUUUCUGGAGCCUCGAGGGCGUUCUCCGCUUAACGGCUGUGAUGUCCAUGUGGCACCUCUAGAAAGUGCCCCCUAUGUGUACGCAGAUCCUGCCGGUGGCCUCCGAGGCCUCGACAUUAACCUGGUGAACUACUUCGCAGCGUACGGAAACGCAACCGUAUACUUUUUGCCACUUACGGUUGCAGCAACCAACGCCUUCCUUCGGCAAAGACCGAAAAAGACCAAAGACAGUAUCUACCAAGCAUUCAAGCAGUAUGAUGUGGUUGUGGGCGGCCUGUUCCCCACUGUCGGACGCUGCAAAGUCUUCGACCCCACCGCUCCGUACGGCCAGGACGCGAUUAGUGCGUUCGUGACGGCUAGACUGCCCGUGGAUGCGUGGCGGUACCCGUUCGUCGUUUUGAGUCCUCGGUUGUGGGCAGCGGUGUGUGGUGUCAUGGUGCUGCUCGUGGUGGUGUUCCGGGCGAUUAGUGGCGGAGGUUUCGAGAAUGUCAUAGUCCUUCUCGGCGUAUUGCUUGACGGGGAGCCUAAUCCCAAGUUAAGAGGGAUCCCUAAGCGGACUGUGUUUCUCAUAUUUCUGUGGACCAUCUUCUGCAUGCACUUCAACUCGGGCUACCGCGCCAGCCUGGCUAUGGCCUUCAUCGAUCGCAUUAGCCAGCCCGGGCCCAGCGGCAUCCGAGACGUCAAGAGGGUCGGAUUCUUGUUUGACGUGGCCACGUACCUGCUAAAGGAGGACGACAAGUUGAACACUAGCCCUCGACUCGAGAUCUGUAACAGCUUAAGCAACUGUUCCGCUCAGAUCAGGAGAGACCCGGAGAACAUGGGGUUCGUCAUGUCGGAAGCAUCCAUGUGGGCUGCGGCGCCACGUCACUUUAUGGACGACCAACUCAAAUUACUUCUUAGGAGAAGCGAGAGGCUGGCCACGUUCUUCGUCAGCUUUUUGGUCCAUAAGGGCUCCCUUCUUCGUGAGCCCCUCGACGACGCAUUGACGAAGACGCGCGAGUUUGGGCUCACCUCCAGGGCGUUCACCGCCAUAGAAAGGAACUUAACAAGAUUUAUGGCUAAAAAGUACCGCGACCGCCUCGGCAUGGUCAACCACAACGGCCUCUCUCUGGUGGUUGGCGUCUGCGGGCUUCUAUUGGCCGGCCUCGCCCUGGCCACGCUGGUGUUCUGCGGAGAGCUGGUCCAUCAUAGGCUGAGCCAGGCCCGUGCUGGGCUAAGGCUCGAUGCUCCACGCAUUUCGUCUUUAGUUGACUAGCUGGACGAAUCGAGAUAUCAACAGAAAACAGUUUUCAAAAACACUGUGACCAAAUCUUUAGACUGAAUCUCAGAUCCAUUUUCUUCUGGACGAAUUGUCCAAUCGACCUUCGCGAAUUAAACUUGAAUCCGGAAUUGUCUCGCAUUUAAUUGGGGAUUUGACCGAUGCUGUUUUCGUCGUGAUGACAUUUUGUCACCAAAAUAUUGAGCUGAAAAGUGCAGAGA
Messenger RNA from Frankliniella occidentalis (western flower thrips), 2115 nucleotides. RefSeq lists its product as uncharacterized. The record is from RefSeq and is a predicted model, not a curated record. The transcript has 6 exons. The coding region runs from base 314 to 1891 and encodes 525 amino acids. NCBI's taxonomy places the organism in Eukaryota, Metazoa, Arthropoda, Insecta, Thysanoptera, Thripidae.